Ascochyta rabiei is the source of this 1104-nucleotide messenger RNA. RefSeq lists its product as uncharacterized. The transcript has 4 exons. Lineage: Eukaryota; Fungi; Ascomycota; Dothideomycetes; Pleosporales; Didymellaceae. The record is from RefSeq and is a predicted model, not a curated record. The coding region runs from base 1 to 1104 and encodes 367 amino acids.
AUGUCGGGCCCAACUUCGCCGUCGCUGGCGCUGGCAAUCCUGGUGCUACUGCCUUUUGAUAUCAUCACUUGGGUACUACGUUUCUAUGUACGUCUUUCACGGAAGGCAUGGGGCCCGGAUGACUGGUCAAUGGUCAUAGCAAUCCCGCUUUUUACCAUAUCAACGAUAGGUAUGCUGGGCAUAGCAUUCACUGGUGGCGGAAAGAUGGACUCUGAGCUCAGUACAGAGCAGAGAGAGACCGCCAUGUUUUGGUGGUUCAUCAUGCAGACAAUGUUUUGCUUAGCCGCAAUUCCAGUCAAAUGGGCUAUCUGCUUUACACUGUUGCGCAUUGCAGACAAAAGAAAGAUAUACCAGUGGUCAAUCUAUGCAAUCAUGGCUGCAGUAUUUCUCGUCAUGGCAUCGACCACGAUCUAUGAAUUUUUUCACUGCACACCAAUUCAGAUGAACUGGGAGGCCGUUGAAGGCGGCUUUUGCAAGGCACAGAGCAAUAUCACAGGAUUUAGCUUUGCGCUUUCAGCAGUCUCAAUAUUCUCGGACUGGUUCUGCGCAUUGAUUCCUAUACCUCUUCUGUGGAACGUGCAAAUCGACAUUCGUGUCAAAUCCUCCAUCAUUGCACUUCUCGGUCUCGGUAUCUUCGCUUCUACAGCAGCCAUCGUCCGUCUCACCGUAACCGUGAACCUCAGCGCCACAACAGACUUCCUAUACCAUGCCAUGCCAGUGGCAGCAUGGGCCCACGCAGAGCUUGGUCUGGGUGUGGUCCUUGCGAACCUACCCGCUCUACGACCUCUUCUUGAUAAACUUAUCAGCCUGCGAUCUACCAUACGCAGCAAUGGCAAGCGCAUCACUGAUCCUAGUGCUGGUGACAACUAUCUCGAACUGGAAGAGGGGAAGAAGGGCAACAAGGGUACUCAGAAGGGAACCAUGGGCCCUAGCAAAGGCCCUGAAACAAGGAUCUAUGGCGGCGACCUUGCUGAUAGUAGCUCCUCUCUAGGUGACGACAGAUCAACCAAGCGGAUCGUUCGCAGAGAGCCAAGAACGGAUUCAAGUGGAAUUCAGAUCAAUCAUCAGAUUCAGAUCAAUCAUGAAGAUGUAAACAUGAGAUAG